GAUAGUACAUUUUUUCCCCUUUAUGAAAGAAUAGUGCAUUAAUAACCAGUGCAGUUAUGGCAUGCUUUAUUAGAUGAUAAUGUAUUAAAUUUCCACACACUCACCUAGAGAUAGGGUUAGUGUCAUAUAAAGGUGUGUAAUCUAUUAAAUAGUGAAAUACUGAUUACAUGGUGCAGCAGAGAUCCAAAUUUGAUCCCCAUCAGCAAACACAACAUCUCAACAACCAGACGUUCUUCUCACGUCUCUGAUUGAUCAUAUGCUCUGCGGCGUGAAACCACGACAUUGACCUGGCACACAGCAAUGGAAGACUCCAGAGCAGAGUUAUUUACCAAAGGAGAAUCUGAGCGACAAAGCAGCGUGUUUCUGAAUCUGUUUAAAGAGUUCAGGUUUGAAGCAUUACACAACCCACCAGCUCAGAGAGAACAUUCCAGCAAUGCCACUGAUCCAAAACCAUGCAGAGUGAAGAGCCAGACACGGCAGAUCCUACUGCAUUGCUUGCACGUGUCCUCUUCUAGAGACCAGACUGGAAAGGACCACAACGCAAACCUGUCCUACCCUGAACUCCAAUCUGGAGAGGACUCAAACAUGUCCUCAACUAAACACCAAGCUGUGUUGGAUUCUACCUUAUACCUGUCCUCAACUAAACAUCAUUCUGAAGAGGGCUCUACCUCAAACAUGUCCUCAACUAAACACCAUUCUGAAGAGGGCUCUACCUCAAACAUGUCCUCAACUAAACACCAUUCUGAAGAGGGCUCUACCUCAAACAUGUCCUCAACUAAACAUCAUUCUGAAGAGGGCUCUACCUUAAACCUGUCCUCAACUAAACACCAUUCUGAAGAGGGCUCUACCUUAAACCUGUCCUCAACUAAACAUCAUUCUGAAGAGGGCUCUACCUUAAACCUGUCCUCAACUAAACACCAUUCUGAAGAGGGCUCUACCUCAAACAUGUCCUCAACUAAACACCAUUCUGAAGAGGGUUCUACCUUAAACCUGUCCUCAACUAAACAUCAUUCUGAAGAGGGCUCUACCUUAAACCUGUCCUCAACUAAACACCAUUCUGAAGAGGGCUCUACCUCAAACAUGUCCUCAACUAAACAUCAUUCUGAAGAGGGCUCUACCUCAAACAUGUCCUCAACUAAACAUCAUUCUGAAGAGGGUUCUACCUUAAACCUGUCCUCAACUAAACAUCAUUCUGAAGAGGGUUCUACCUUAAACCUGUCCUCAACUAAACAUCAUUCUGAAGAGGGCUCUACCUUAAACCUGACCUCAAAUAAACAACAAACUGUGUUGGACUCUACAUCAAACUUUUCCUCAAAUAAACACCAAUCUGGAGAGGACCUGCCCUUUACUAAACAUCAAUCAGAAGUGGACUGUACCUCAAACUUCUUGUUUACUAACCACCAAUCUGGAGAGGACUCUACCUCAAACUCCUCCUCAACUAAACACCAAUCUGGAGAGGACUCAAACUCAUACUCUCCUGAAUACCAAUUCCAAGAUGACUGCACCUCAUACCGUGAAUGCCAUUCUGUGAAGGACUCUAUCUCAGACUCUUCCUCAAUUAAACAACAACUGGGAGAGGACUCUACCUCAAACUUGUCCUUUAAUAAACACCAUUCUGGAAAGGAUCACACCCUACAAUCGUCCAGUCUCAAACCCCAAUUUCAAGAGAAAUACACCUUGCAUGUGUUCUGUCAUGUAAACCAGUCUGGAGAGGACUAUACCUCAAACCUUUCCUCUACUAAACAUCAAACUGAAGGAAAACCAUCUGCAAACCCAUCCUCCCAUGAACAACUAUCUCAAGAUGACCAUAUAUCAAUCCAAUCCUCCCCUGAACACCAAUUUGCAGGAAACCAAACAUCAAAUCUGUCUUCUCCUGAAUCAGAACAGAAACUUUUCAAGUGCCGCUACUGUGGCAAGUCCUUCAGCCGCCAGCGUUACCUCAAAGUGCACACUGUCCAAGGAGAAGAUACAUUUAACUGCACGUCAUGUGGGAAGCUUUUCUCUGCUAAAUGUAGCUUGAUGGCUCACAGACAUUCUGAGCAUAAGGGAGAAAAACCUCUGGAAUGUGAAGAGUGCGGAAAAGCUUUUGCAACAGCUAAAGCGAGAGCUGCGCAUCGGACUAGUCACAACAGAACCCAGCAGAUUAACUGCCCUAGCUGUGACAAAUGCUUCCUGAACAAGCACAUACUAGGUGCCCACAUCCUAAAUGAGCACCGGGGGAUUCAACCUUUUGGUUGUCACAUCUGCGGUAAAAGAUUCAAGCUGAGGAAUGGACUGGUGUCCCAUCAGCGGAUUCACUCAGGAGAGAGACCAUACCACUGCGAGGAAUGUGGCAGGACCUUCAUCGCUAAGAGCACCUUUAACGUCCAUUGCAGGGUUCACACGGGCGAGAAGGCGUUUAGCUGUGAAACAUGCGGCAGGAGGUUUAGCCUAGCCGCUUGUCUGUCCAGACAUCAGCGAAGCCACAGGGAUUUCAAAUCCUUCACCUGUGACCUCUGCAAGAAGACUUUCGCCCAAGCUAGCCAUCUUCGUCUUCAUCAACGCAUGCACUCCGGCGAGAAAACACAUGUCUGCCAAACCUGCCAGAAAAGUUUCAGUCAUAUCCGCUCUCUCAGGUUGCAUGAGAAGAUUCACGUGAUCAAGCGGCCAUUUUCCUGCUCCGUGUGCUCCAAAUCAUUCAGCUCGGAUACGUAUCUCAGAAAGCACCAGCAGCUCCAUACGGGAGUGAAUCUGCACCGCUGUGACGAGUGCGGCAAGAGUUUCAUCACAGCCGGGCAUCUUCGCUCGCACCAGCAAGUCCAUCCACACUCCAGACCUUUCACCUGCGGAGAGUGUGGACGGAAAUGCAGCACCCUCGACGAUCUCGAGCGCCACCGACGCGUCCAUACAGAAGACAGCUUCCGGUGUGAGGUGUGUGAGAAGAGGUUUCUGACGAGGAAAAGCUUGUCCUCGCACCAGCGGACGCACAGUGGUGACAAGCCGUACUCCUGCAGCGAGUGCAGAAAGAGUUUCGCCCACUUAUCCAGUGUCCUCAGACACGCCAGCGUCCACACGCAGGAGAAACCCUUCAGGUGUGACGAGUGUGGGAAGUGUUUCCGUCUGGAGUUUGGUCUCAGAGCUCACUCGCAGAUGCACGCAAACAAGCAAGGGCACACGUGCGCCGAAUGCGGGAGGAGUUUCUCACGUGCAAAAAAUUUACUGAACCACAAGUGUGCAAAAAGAAUGGGACACGGAAUCCAAACAGCAAGAAAAGACGAGAAAGUCUCUGAAAACAGUUUAAAUUCUGUAUCAAAGCAUAAAGUAUAG
This is a messenger RNA of Hemibagrus wyckioides, 3306 nucleotides long. RefSeq names its product zinc finger protein 665-like. Lineage: Eukaryota; Metazoa; Chordata; Actinopteri; Siluriformes; Bagridae. The transcript has 2 exons. The record is from RefSeq and is a predicted model, not a curated record. The coding region runs from base 301 to 3306 and encodes 1001 amino acids.